UUGUGUUGGGAAUGAUGAAUAUGGGUUCAUUGCAAUCAGAAUGCGUUACUGUAUUAUUACUAUUUAUGCUCUUAUUGGCAGUCACACCAUUCAAAUGCAAUGCCCAAUCUCGUAUUCCUCCCCACGAUGAAGUGGAAGCUUUUAAAGAAAUAGCUAUGCAACUGAACAAGUAUGUUGAUAGGCACUUCGAUGAUCCUUGUAAUCUACCAGCUUCUAAUAUUGAAUAUUACACAAAUGAAGUCAUCUGCGAUUGCUCCAGCUCUGCUAAUAAUGAAUGCCAUAUCGAAAGACUUGAUUUUUCAGGACAGAAUCUGGAUGGCAACCUUCCAUCAUCACUAUGGAAGCUACCUUACCUCAAGGAAGUAUUUCUAGACCGGAACUUCCUCAGUGGUUCGAUACCGCCAGAAUGGGGUUCAACAAAGUUGGAACGGCUGGAUAUUAGUGUGAACAAUUUAUCAGGGCCAAUCCCUGCCGAAUUAGGAAACAUAAGCACUCUCAGAGAGUUGAGCAUGGAGAGCAACUUGUUUUCUGAAACUAUUCCCUCUGAGCUUGGGAAUUUGGUAAACUUGGAAUAUUUGAAUUUAAAUGCAAACAAUCUCAUUGGAAAGUUCCCUCUGUCUCUCACCAAUCUCUCCAAGUUAUCUGUGCUUAAAAUCAGUAGUAACUACUUCACAGGAAGGAUGCCUGAGUUUGGCAAUUGGAAACAACUUGAAACAUUAGAGAUGGAAGCAAGUGGUUUCAGUGGGCCAAUUCCUCCUAGUAUUUCUACCUUGGCAAACUUAACAGAGUUAAGAAUAACUGACUUAAAUGGGGAGAACUCGUUAGAUUUUCCCGACUUGAGUAAAAUGACAAACCUUUCUACGUUGACAAUGAGGAGCUGUAAUUUAAGAGGAAAUAUCCCUGAAUAUAUUCUUUAUUUGAGAAGGCUAGAUGUCUUGUAAUUGUUCGAUUAUUCUCUUGUCAAAUUUUCUAUUCCUGUAUAGCGUUUCCUUGGAAUUUAAAC
Humulus lupulus (European hop) is the source of this 1003-nucleotide messenger RNA. Its product is annotated as probable leucine-rich repeat receptor-like serine/threonine-protein kinase At3g14840. The transcript has 11 exons. The record is from RefSeq and is a predicted model, not a curated record. Gene Ontology annotation, molecular function: protein binding. The coding region runs from base 12 to 941 and encodes 309 amino acids. NCBI's taxonomy places the organism in Eukaryota, Viridiplantae, Streptophyta, Magnoliopsida, Rosales, Cannabaceae.